Messenger RNA from Suillus paluster, 741 nucleotides. RefSeq lists its product as uncharacterized. The transcript is spliced from 7 exons. Bases 1 to 741 code for a protein of 246 amino acids. The record is from RefSeq and is a predicted model, not a curated record. NCBI's taxonomy places the organism in Eukaryota, Fungi, Basidiomycota, Agaricomycetes, Boletales, Suillaceae.
AUGCACCCAGGGACUCAGGGCAUUCAGGAUGUACCAGAGAAUGAUCCUGUGGCCAGAAUCAAUUACUACCAAAUGGUAGUCCAAGAAUUCUCAUUUGGCAAGGGCCUGUUGUACUGGAUGAUGUUAAUGUCCAACUUGACUGAGUUCAGGGGCAGUCAGGAAGACAUAGAUGCACUUACUUGGGGAGCUGUGCAUGUUUCAGUCAUAUGUGCACAACUGUUCACAGAGAUCAUGCGAGACAAUGCCUCAAUGUUGAUUCAACAACCAGUGCGCCUACUGUCGCAAUCCCCCCAGGGAGCUGUGCAUGUGAGGGUGUGUGAAUGGGAGGACAAUUUGAGAGCUGCAGGAAAGGCACAGGAAAUGGCUCUGGUCCCUCGACCUGGCGUCUAUCUUGGUACAUACUUACAUGCUGCUGGUGCUGCAGUGCCACUCUAUGAAAUGGGUAUGUUACCCCCACCUGCACUGUCACCUCCACCCCCACCUACACUGUCACCCCCACCCCCACCUACACUGUCACCCCCACCCCCUUCUGCGCUUUCGUCCUCACUCCCAUCCCUAACCCCUAUCUUUUGCCUGGUGAUCAAGGGAGAGGGAAGUGACCUUCUCCAUGUCCUGCCCAAUAUGGGGGGACAACUUAGGAUCAAGGAGGAACUGCUAGACUUCAAGCUGGAGGAUGGUGAGAGGAAGCAGGAGGAGUUCAUCAAGAAGGAGGAGGUCAUCAAGCAGAAGGCAAUCAGCUAG